AUGCGUCUCUCAUCAUGCCUGGUCGUUACAGGCCUUUCAACAGGCGCGCUUGCUUUCUAUCCAUGGGAGAUCAAGGUGGACUCAUCACCAACCGGUACUUCAACCAUUGAGGGCCUGCGAAGACGUUUCAUGCCCUGGACGCUUCAACCGGAGGAUGCGGGAAAUAAAAUCUCAAACGCCAAGCCACUCACGCUCGACAUUAGAAAACUCCCGGUCCGCCGCGAUGAUACCUACAGCAUUGUGGAGGCCAACACCCCGACCCUGCCCAACAGCGCAGCACUUGAUCAAAAUGGCAAUGAUUACUCGUAUUUCUCCGUCGUUGAAGUUGGGUCGCAGAAGGAACAAAUGUGGCUGGUCCUAGAUACUGGAUCACCAAGCAGCUGGGUGUUCGGUUCAUCUUGCACGGAUAGCGUUUGCACCAGUCACCACACGUUCGAUACGGAUAAUUCAACCAGCUACAUAUCGAACAGCUCCACAAUCACGGUCGGAUAUGGAAGUGGUACCAUCAAAGGAGACCUGGGUCAGGAUACCAUGUCCAUUGCUGAUCUAGACGUGACUUUUACAUUUGGACAGGCCACCUCCGCAUCCUCGGCCUUUGCGAGCUACCCCCUCGACGGAAUUCUAGGUUUGGGUCGCUCAGGAACUGCAGGAUGGACUAUUCCCUCCUUCAUGGAUGCUGUCGCAGAGGAGGGCUCCCUUUCGUCGAACAUUGUGGGAUUCAGCCUAUCGCGUGCUGUAGAUGACCCGAAGACUGGGGAGGUGAAUUUCGGUGGUGUUGACACAACAAAAUUCGAUGGUAAUAUCACCUACACUAGUAUUAACUCGGAUACUUGGUCAAUUCCACUCGAUGACGCCUACGUGGAUGGCACAGCUUGUGGCUUCUCAAGCACCUCCGCUACCAUUGACACGGGCACAACCUACAUUUUGAUCCCACCAGAUGAUGCCGCUACCCUGUUCGCCAUGGUCCCUGGAUCCUCCAAGUCGGGCGAUAAUUACAUUAUCCCGUGCGACUCUACCGCUACAAUUGAAUUCGAAUUUUCGAAUGUUAAGUAUUCCAUUUCUCCGGAGGAUUACAUUGGUUCCCAGAGCGGAGACAACUGUGUAUCGACCCUUGUGGCCUACCAAGCUUCUGGGGUGGAUGGUUGGCUCGUCGGUGAUGUGUUCUUGAAGAAUGUCUACUCCGUUUUUGACUUCGACAAUGAUCAAAUCGGAUUUGGUUCACGGAACAGCACCUCGGUUCCUGGAAAUGGAACCUAUACGGCCCCGACCACCACUGCUACCACUGCUACCACUGCGAGUCCAGAGUCCACCGCGAGUGGCACAGCAACUUCAGCCUCUGCAGCAUCAGCUACCACCUCAGAAAUCUCUACAAACUCAGGAUCGCGCGUUGCUUUUACCGUCAUUCCCUCCUUCGUUGCAAUUUUUGCCGCUUUCCUAGUCUAA
Messenger RNA from Penicillium angulare, 1443 nucleotides. RefSeq names its product pepsin-like aspartic protease. Gene Ontology annotation, molecular function: aspartic-type endopeptidase activity. The record is from RefSeq and is a predicted model, not a curated record. Lineage: Eukaryota; Fungi; Ascomycota; Eurotiomycetes; Eurotiales; Aspergillaceae. Bases 1 to 1443 code for a protein of 480 amino acids. The transcript has a single exon. Gene Ontology annotation, biological process: proteolysis.